ACCACCAGUAUGUUGGCUUCUGUUUCUCCCAAGUCAUGCUUGGUCUCCUUGGAUGACUUGCUACUUUGUCAAGAAAGUUGCUGCAUGUUCAGUGUGAUCAGUGAAUAAUUUCAAAGUUAAGCUAAGAAAAAGACACAGCAGAUUCUUUUUUUUUUUUCCUUUUUCUUUUUCUGGAAAGCAAUAUAUGAAAUGCUUUUGUCUUGGAACUCAAGAAUUCUAACAUUUUGAAGUCAGUUCCCGCAGCAGUCUAGAUAAAGGGGGAAGACAAGGGAUCAAAUGGAUAGCGCGGGUAAUUCGGAUGAAACUUGUGAUCUGGGAUAUCAACCUUCACAAUCUUCUUUAGAUCAGAAUGAUCAAUCAUCGUCAACCGAAGCCACCAGCUUUUCGUUGCAGAGUGGCUAUUCUUUCUGCAGAACUAACUCAGACGUCUCAGCCUUCUCUGAACCUACAGAUGACAACAGCAGCACCUUUUCGGAGACCCCCUCUCCCUUAUGUUGGCCAGGAAUGAAAUCUCCCAAAACUCCUGUGCUUUCAAAACUAGUAAUGCAGCAACAAAACCCUGCUGCAGAUGAUGAGACAGAGACUGAAGAUUUAGAGCUUGACAUGAUGAAGGAAAGAUUUUCGAAGCUGCUAUUAGGCCAAGACAUGUCCGGAAGUGGGAAAGGUGUCAGCACUGCUGUGGCAGUAUCAAAUUCCAUAACAAAUCUUUAUGCUUCUAUAUUUGGUCACCAUCUACGAUUAGAACCAUUACAUCCUGAUAAGAAAUUGAUGUGGAAGAGAGAAAUGAAUUGCUUUUUAUCCAUCUGUGACCACAUAGUAGAAUUUGUUCCAGCAUUACAUGAUUUACAAGAUGGGACUGCUGUUGAGGUGAUGACUAGUAGACCGAGGUCAGACAUCAGCGUCAACCUUCCUGCACUGAGAAAACUUGAUGCAUUGCUCCUGGAAGUAUUGGACAGCUUUGAGGAAACUGAAUUUUGGUAUGCUGAACAGGGAAGCAUGUCAGGAAAGUCGCGGUCUGGGUCAUUUAGGAGGAUUCCUGCUCCUCAGCGCAAAGAAGAAAAAUGGUGGCUACCAGUCCCAUGUGUUCCUUCUGGAGGCCUCUCUGAGAAGUCAAGGAAGCACCUGCGCCACAAGCGUGAUUGUGCCAACCAAAUACACAAAGCUGCCAAGGCUCUUAAUAAUAGCAUUCUUGCUGAAAUGGAGAUCCCUGAUUCCUACAUGGCAUCACUUCCUAAGAGUGGAAAAGCAAUUGUUGGAGAUGCAGUUUACCGCUAUAUGUGCAAUGGGGAGAAAUUUACACCUGACUUGCUUCUGAACUGCCUUAAUCUGGGCUCUGAACAUGAAGCACUCGAGUUCGCAGAUAAGAUUGAAGCUUCAAUGUACACAUGGAGGCGUAAAGCAUGCAGCAUGACACACUCGAAAUCAUCAUGGGACCUGGUUAAAGACUUCAUGUCUGAUAUCGAUCGGACGGACAAGAAUCAUAUCCUAGCAGAACGAGCUGAGAGUCUGUUGUUCUGCUUAAAGCAAAGAUAUCCUGAGCUUUCCCAAACAUCAUUGGACGCAAGCAAGAUUCAUCACAACAGAGAUGUAGGGAAAGCUAUCCUGGAGAGUUACUCUAGAGUAUUGGAAGGUUUGGCCUUCAACGUUGUUGCUUGGAUUGAGGAUGUCCUAUUUGUGGACAAAACCACACGAAACCAAGAUCAGUAGGAUCAUAUUGACGGGGUGUUAUCAAAAGCCGAACUCAGUUUCUGUCAAGCUGCACAUUUGCAAACAGCAAGAAAGGAUCUUUUUGACUGACAGCUACAAUAGGAGAAAAUCGGUUCAUUAUAUCAAUAACUAGCUAGUAAUGCUAAGAUGUCAAUCACUCUUAAAUGCAGUCUCGAUUCUGAUUUAUGACCCAAGAUUUAUUACCAA
Messenger RNA from Coffea eugenioides, 1914 nucleotides. Its product is annotated as rop guanine nucleotide exchange factor 3-like. The record is from RefSeq and is a predicted model, not a curated record. Gene Ontology annotation, molecular function: guanyl-nucleotide exchange factor activity. The transcript is spliced from 8 exons. The coding region runs from base 277 to 1707 and encodes 476 amino acids. NCBI's taxonomy places the organism in Eukaryota, Viridiplantae, Streptophyta, Magnoliopsida, Gentianales, Rubiaceae.